This is a messenger RNA of Coniophora puteana RWD-64-598 SS2, 393 nucleotides long. RefSeq lists its product as uncharacterized. The transcript has 2 exons. The record is from RefSeq and is a predicted model, not a curated record. NCBI's taxonomy places the organism in Eukaryota, Fungi, Basidiomycota, Agaricomycetes, Boletales, Coniophoraceae. Bases 1 to 393 code for a protein of 130 amino acids.
AUGAGAAAGACCGUUGACGACUCGAGAACGCCCGGGAAAUGGGAAAGGCGGCAUUUGCCGCCGCGGCGGCGUGGCGGCGCGGCGGCAGUGGCGGUGCCAAUACCAAACUCCCACGAUCUCGACGCGACUGGCGCGUCGCCCCUGGGCCAUAGAUUAUCGUCCCCAAUAAAAAGUGUUAUCUCCCCAGAAUCCCUCUUCGUCUCGCUCCCUCGCUUUCUCUAUUUUCUUUAUUCCCCUCGUCGCAGCAAACAUGUGCCCAGGCGGCCAUUCUACUACCUCGGGCUGUCCAACUACCUCGGGCUCUCCGUCUACGUCGAGCUGCCCAUCUACUUCGAGCUAUCCGUCUACAUCGGGCCAUCCAUCUACCUCAGGCGGCCCAUCUACGUCGAGUAG